Caenorhabditis auriculariae is the source of this 11880-nucleotide messenger RNA. NCBI's taxonomy places the organism in Eukaryota, Metazoa, Nematoda, Chromadorea, Rhabditida, Rhabditidae. The record is from the annotation of a GenBank genome assembly.
AUGAGAUUGCGGUUUCAAACCGAGUGAUUGAAUUAGCAAGGGAAAGUAGUGGGAAAACCAAAGGAAGGGGGACAAAAAACAGCAGACGGACCAUUGGAGACUUGGCGGCUCCUACUCGGAACCGUCUGACCAGUGGAGUCGUCUCUCAAAAGCGCGUGCUCUCUCGGCAGGCAGCCUCAGUUUGGCGGAGAGCGCGUGUUGUUUCCUAUACGUUAGAGGGCGGACAAGGCCUGCGGCGUUGCUCGCGGUCCCUCAGAGGCCAUGGCUAUCGAUCGGUUCGACUAGAGGAGGCUGGUGGUGGUGGUGUGUGUGUGAUAGCAGUUGAGAGAGGGCGCAGGCCGGCGCCGCCUAACAAGCAUUCUUGGCGGUCUCUCACUGCGCUGGCGUGUCUCAUCUAUGUACUGACGACAGCUGAUUCGCGUACUGCUUCCCUAGAGUGACCACUCUGGUACUGCCUAGGCAGCUUCUGAGGCAUCCGGCCGCGCUGCGGAUCGUUUCGGCGGUUGCUCUCCCUCCUCUUUCGGCUGGCUGGCCACACCCCAUCCAGUUAGCAGCAGCCGCCGCUGCCGCUCUUUUGAAUCGGCGGAACACGAGCUCAGGAGUUGCUCUCGUCCUUCGCUUCCCAUGGAGAUUGAGAACAUCGUCGCCAACACCGUCUACAUCAAGGCUAGGGAAAGUGAGUUGUGUUUGUUUCCCAUGAUUGUUGUGUUCCUUUCUUUUUUUCCUCCUCUUCCUCCUUCCUCGUCGGAAAUUAGUUUCCGGUUUUCUAUUUUUUUUUUCCACGUGUCUGCGAGCCAAGGUUCAAGUAUUACAUUUCCCGGUUAAUUUUGCAGUAAAUUCAAGUCUACGUCUCCGCUCAAAUCAGUUUAACUUUUUCUUCUUUCCACUUUUCAAGAUUUAUUGGAAUUGUCAUUUUUCAUGACAACUGAUUCCAAUUUUGAAAAUCCUUAUUCCGCUGAACUGAAGUCAGAAAAAGGAACAGUUAACUUUUUAUUAGUUUAAGUUCUAUCAGAAAGUACAUCUGGUGACAAACCUGUUGGAUUGUGCCAACUCUUUCUGAUGUGAACGGUGAUUUUUGAAGUUUUUCCUUCCCCUAAAUUUUGGAUUUCGAAUCUCAGAAAAUGAAGAAAAAUUAUAAAAACUUUUUACAUCCAUAUUCAGCUAAUUUUUUUUCCUGUCCUGAAAAGAUCGUUAAAAUUUUUUUUUUCAGUUUUUUCAAACUCCUUAUUGAGUUUGAAAAAAUCGUUUGAGCUGCAAUCCCAAUUCUGAAGUAUUCAAUGUUUAUAACACGUUUUGAGGUAGCUAGCAUUUUUUUUUCAAAAUAUUCUCUCUCAAGACCUUGUUCGUGCUCGACUUUUCUGUGUAUUUUUGUUCUGAACAUCAUUUUACAAACCGAAAACAUGUUUACCGAUAAAAAAUAGGAAGAUUUAUUCUAAAAAAGUUUUUCUAAUCCUACAGUAGGCUCACUUCUCUAGAACCUUUCUUUCUGCUGACCAUGAUUCUGAUUUCCAACUUGUUUUGUAACUUACUCAUCAAAUUAAUCUGUAAUCAUAGUUGAUUAAUCAUUUGAUUUUCUUCAUAGAGAAAGUUUUCGCAGGUGGUGGGCAGAAGAAGGGCAAGAGCAAAAAGUGGAAGAACUACCUGCAAUUCCCACAUUAUACCGAAUGCCUCCCCAUCAAGUCGGAAAUUGAUGCAAGGUUUGUGGCUUGAAAAGACAUUAAUGAAUAUUCCACGUUGGUGAAAUGAAUUAUUCUCCAUAAUAGGUGGCUCGCCUCAGCGGAAGAAACCAGACCGAGAAGUAAAAAAAUGCCGAAAAACAAGCGGAUCAAAGUUACCUAUGAAUAAAUCUAGCGUUCCUAUUAUCUACCUACUUUUAUUCUGCUCAACAAACAGAUGUGUAGUGUAGUUUCAUGUAUAUUCUACUCAUAGUCGUUUUUGAGUACUUGAAAAUAAACAAUAAAAACUCUGAGAAAUUUGUUUUCUUUCUCAAGAAACUUUCAAAUUUCCUCAAGCUGAUGUGAAUCAACCAUGAGAACAAAGCAAGCAAAAGCAGACAUUUUCGAUUCUUCGAAGUUCGAUGGCGUGUUGCACUUUUUACAACCAGCAGAUGAUGUAAAAACGUCCUUGUGGGCCGCUAAUAACCUUGGACUUCCGCAUGUGAAUCAUUGAAAAAAUUUUGGAGAUUUAAAAUGUUUGAUCAUCUGGCUCAAGUUGUACAGCGUUAAGUUCGUGUUGAAAAAAGCGUCUUCUUGGAAAAAAAUCUUUUUGAGAAUCGCUAAACGCAUGCGUUAUAUGCAUUUAAAGUUCAGACUGAACCAUAGAGCGCAAGCCGUUUAAUGGUCGGUCGCUCUUUCAGUAUAAGCACAGUGUGCUGAGGUUUUCAUUCCUGAAACUAGUUUUCCGCAGUUCGGAGUAAUAUAUAAUUACGAACCCCUUGGAAAAAAGUUACUGAGUUCUUGGAGAACCUUCGUACUUUUAAUUUGCACCUUUGAUAUAAAUGGCAUGUCGGAAAACCUCCGGUUGAGAAAUUUUAAAAUUCUGAAGUAAUAGUCUUCCUUGAAAAUGGAAAGAUUUGUAGGUUUGAAGAAAAUUUUUCAAUAAGGAUUCACCCGGUUAAACAAAGCAUUUCUUAGUGUGCAAAUCAACUCUUAUUUCAAACUUGAUAAAAGGUUUUCCAAAUUCAUAAUUUUUCCAGUUAUGCCUACAUCGUGGAAAGACAACCGAUCGGCAAGCUGCUAUUUCAUGAAUUUUGCCAAUCUACCAGUUCUCAGUACCAUCAGUGCUGCGAUUUCCUGACCAAGGUUCGGCUUUUUCUCUGAUACACCCUACUGUAGUUUCAAAUGCUUUUGUUUUCUCCCAAAUAUUUUUCGUAGUAUCUGACACGAAAAUGUAAGUUUUUUUUUUCUUUCUUUGUUCUGUUUGUCGAUGUUUUUUGAGCCUGCAGACAACGGUAUUUGAACGCCCCCAAAAUUUUUUUCGCCAAAUAUCUUUGAGCUUCAGAGAAAAGGAAAUUGAACUUCCUUCUGUCACUGGGAAAAUAAGAGAAAUUUAAGAGCUCAUGGGAGGUUUUUUAGCUUUACGCUCUCCGCGUUCUCAUUUCUAAACAUGAUGCUAUUUAUUGGGAAGAAUGCAGUGGCUGUCAAAUUACGAGCUGUGCGAAUCAUCAUGAGGUCGAGAGACGAUUAAAAAUUGCGUCCUUCUUCGUAAAAACAUGGAGUUGAAUAUGAAUAGCCAGUCAAAGAUCAAAACCCGGUUAUUAUUACUUUUUUUUUCUCUCAGUUACUCUAAUGAGUUUUUUUUUCUCCUACUCUUAAUUGUAGCCUACAUUGAGCUGAAAUUUGAAUGCUUAAAAAUUAGGCCGAGUUGUAGUUUUAUGAGAUAAAGAUCUCGAACCAUUGAGAAAUAUGACCAAAAAUAGAGUUCACAUUAAGGUCGAAGAAUACGAAACAUCUGACGAUGACGGUCAAUCGCGAAGAGAUUUGGCUACGGCGAUAUUUGCUCUCUUGGCUCCCAACGGCGAAACUCCCUCAGUAAGUCUGUUCCAAAUAGUUUGAACAAGUUUUUUUUUCUCUUCUCUGGGCUUUCCUCCUCACUUUUUUCCACCAAAAACGAAUUUUCUCCAGCCUUGGGGAGUGCAUCAAGACGAUGUUCAUUUUCUUCACUUCAUUAUCAGCUAGUUCUUCUCUCUGAGGUCUUUCAAUGGAAGUUUCUUGGAAUGAAUGAACUAUGUUUGACAAAAAAACGCCUUUAAAAUUGGUUUAAGUGGCUUCCUGUAAAUGAAAUUAAAUACGAUAGAUAAUUUAUUUUAUCUCAAUUCAAAUAACUUGUUUUGGUGAAAGUUCAGUUUCGGACAGCCUUCUAUGCGUCCGAAAAUUCCAAAAUUAGCUUUUGAAAAGUGAGAUUCCAAUAUUUUCUCGAAAGAAGAGGUUACCAUAAACUCGAUUACUAUAGUGACCACUAAGUUGAAAAACCAUAAAAAUGACUGAAAAGCUCUUUUCAAAAAUCGUAUCUAUUCUUGUCGCGAGAUCUCCGCCUCAAAUCUCAUUGCACUUUUCUCUCCUAAAAGCGUGCCAAAAAUGGGAAAGAAAAGAAGAAGAAGAACUAAUUUUGCAGUCAUCGCAGGACGAGCACGCCGUUUGGUGCUCAUUUUUGCCUGAAGAUCUCAUCUCGACGAUGCUCGCCACCGCCGACUUGGCGACCCAUGAGAGCGAGCCGCGCAGCGACAUCUUCUCUGAACCCUACAGGUCCGCCGGCGUAAAUUUAUGCGAAAUGCGCAGGGUUUUCACUAGUUUGUGGAGAAAAUGUGGGAAAUGGACAAAAGAAAAAAAUAGCGGAACAUAUGGGAAAAACUUCAGAAAGCGACAAAAGGCUGUAUAUGAUUCAUUUGAAACAGUUAACUGAAGUUUCUGUGGAUGUGAGCGUUGUAAAGAAAUAAGUUAUUGGCUUCUCGAAAAUUGUAUCGAAUUUUUCAACCAAAUUUUCUAGUAGUGGAAACAAAAAAAAACUAAGUAUUCAAAUGCAUCAACAGAAAUUAUUAAAUUUAACCAAGCUGAUACUCUUUUGAAUAAAAAAAAAGGGUAAAUAUCUUUAUUCCAUGUCUCAAACUAGCGGUGAAUAAAAUUUAAACUCUUUUUCUCAAUAGAUCGCAUAUCCUUAUAACCUUGAUUCUUCAUCGAAAUGCUGUUCAAAGUUUCGAAAGUUGUUUUUGUCGAGCUAUUUUUAGAAUCUUGGAAAACGAGUGCAACUUUCGUAAAGAGGGCCGGCACAAAGGCCUUACGGCGGUCCACAAGUGCGCCAAAAUAUGAUAGUCUGUGAGACGUAAUCGAAUCCUCAGACGUGUCAGUUGUUCUCUUCUCGGAGGAAAAUAAAAUCAGAACAAAAAACGAAAAUGGGAUUUUAUUUUAGCCGCUUUUAAAUAGGAUAGAUUGGUUCUAACGUGAUUAAAGGGGAAUGGAAAUUAAUUAUGAAUUUUUUUAAUUUAUAAAAUUUUUUUGAUUUCUAUUUUGUUUGACUCUAAAAAGCUCUGGCCAGGCUGAGAGUUUGUUAGCGGUCGAGGCAUAGCGGUUGCGAAGCGGCUGCCUUGCGCUGCAACACAUGGCGACAUUCCAGACGCAUCCAAAACUUGUCGAGUUACCAAAAGAGAUAAUUAUUCAAAAAAUCUCGGAGUUCCAAAAAAAGUUGAGUUUGGCUCUGGAAUUUUUCAUGGCACUUUUCUUCGGAAUAUGUACUUUUAAACAUCUCAACAGCACAAACGAACUACAUUGAAGUGUUCCAGACAAAGUUUGCCACUUUUCCGCUGUUCUUACACCAAUUCCUAAAGACCACUGUUCAGCUCCAAUCUUUGACACACAACAGCGGAAGAAACUUUUUUUCAGUCUGGAGUUGCAUUCAGCUCUCCAAACGGAGCCGCGAAUCAGGCUAAUCGACGCCACUUUCUCCCGUUUUUGGUCCUUUUUUUCUGGCAAUCAUCUGAGAAAGGAACACUCAAGCUGCGUCAAAUGUGCCUCAUUUGUUUGGAGGAAGAUUCCUUUCUUGGCUGGGUACUUAGCCGACACGGCGGCAUAUGAGCACCCUUGCGAUAAGACAGAAGUUUCUGCAAGUCUCCUUUUUUGUCCUAAAAUGCGGAAGUUUCUCGUUUUUUUUUUUUGACAUUCAUCCUGCAAGCGGAUCAGAGCGGUGUCCACUUACAUAUCUUACAUAAGACUUCGAUUUGAUUUAGCCACUUCCGCAAGUUUUUGAAGUGCCUUUUUUUCGCAAGAAAAGCUUGCUCAAAAAAUCUGUGGUUUGAGAAUUAUAGUUAAACCGAGAUUCGGGAAGAAUUUUUUUUUAACCUUACUGCCUAGAAUUCGACGAAAAUUUAUUUAGAUUUCUCUGGGGUGCCUUUAUAGAAACCGCUUGUCAGCUCUCAUACUUGAGCCUUUUGUCAAGCAUUUUCACCGUUUGAGAAAAUAUUCCAUGUUUUUUUGCCAUAUGCCUUUUAAGCUUUUAAUGGGAGGGACGUCGAAUCGGAAAAAAUCUCCUUCCCACAAAAAUAGGGAUUUCUCAUAAUUGUCGGUCUCGGAAGGAUAAUUGGUAGCUUCAACCUGUCGGCGCGUUCAAAACCCAAACGAGCAUAGGAAAUCCGCUGAAACCAAUUAAAAAUCCCGAAAUUACAGGCUUGUCCGGGAUUUCCUGUCAGAAGAGCCGUUCAAGCUGUUCUCCGAGUCAUUUUACUUCUUUCGGUACCUGCAAUGGAAAUGGCUGGAGAAACGUCCAGUCGACAAACAUACUUUUCGACUCUACCGAGUUCUAGGGAAAGGAGGGUUCGGAGAAGUCUGCGCUUGUCAAGUACGUAUUUCCCAGUUUAUUAAUGAUUUUUUGGGUCUCUCGAUUCAAAAGGCUUGAAACCGCUUUUGUUCCAGUAGUGUAUGAGAAACAUGCCACCGAAGAAGAUGCAAAUAGAGUCUGAAAGGAUAAAAUGUAGAUGGACGGCUGGUUGCCUCUGGCAACAGCUCGAAAAUUCUGUUUUGUUUCUUAAAUCCGAAAAUUGUUGGCCGGCUCAGAUUUUUAUGAUGAUUGGGAUCGUGUCGUAAGCCUGCGUAGGAAGAAUAGAGGAUUGUGAAAAAAAAAUUGGAGAAAAAAUUUGAUCUGCCAAAAUUCAAAAUAGUCCUCUUUGAGGGGUUUCUUGAUGUAGAACGGAAAUCUGGAUAACUGAUAAUUUGAUCAUUUCAAUGAUUUAAUAAUUAUAAUUUUGAAGUGAAUAGUUUCUUUUGUUUUUUCCACUUUCUAUAGCCGAGACAUCCACUUUGGAAAAAUAUUUGGCUGAGAGUAACUAUUAGUUUUUCUUGUAUUUUUUGUACUUUUUCAGGUUCGAGCUUCCGGAAAAAUGUACGCACUGAAAAAGCUGGAAAAGAAACGAGUGAAGAAAAGGCAUGCCGAGACGUUGAGCCUCAAUGAAAAGCAAAUUUUGCAAAGGAUAAAUUCUCCUUUUGUUGUGAGUUUCACUGUGUACACUAAAAACUUGUAGCCUCUGUAGAUUAACAGAAAAUUUUGUAGUUUCAGGAAAAAAGGUGUCUGCUUCUUAUUUCCAUAGUUUUGCAUGAAAAAAUUGUAGCUUCCGAACCAGCAAAACGACUUUUUUUCUGUUUCAGGUGAGUCUGGCGUAUGCAUACGAGACGAAAGACGCUCUUUGUUUAGUUCUAACGUUAAUGAAUGGAGGUGGGUUCUUUUUUUUCGGGAAGUUUUUCUUUGGAAAUAACGAGGAUGGACGCCGUUUUUCCGCUUCCCCUGGGUGCUAUUAAUCGUCUGGAACGAAGUUGGCCGGGCCAGUCAUUUAGUCUGCAUCAAUCCAGACGUUUUAGCUAAAGUGCCAUUUCAUAUCUAAACGUUUUCCCUUUUUUGAAUGCUCAAUGGGGUUUAGCAUUAUGGAUGGAUAUGGAGAUUUAUCAACAAAAACAAGGCAAUUCGAAAGUUUUUUUAAAUCCGAACUACAGCAUAGCGAUUAAAGAAGAAUGAGCAACGCCUCUAUUUCGAGGAACUUCUUUUCACGUUUGUAGAAUCACCUAAUUUUUUUCAUGAAAAGUAACAUUUCUUGUUGUUUUUCACGAAUUUUGCUUCAGAAUUAGAGAAAAAUAAAAACAAUUUUGCAUGUAUAUUUAGACGGACUUCUUCACUUUCUCUCCUUGAUUACAGCCUGGGGAACACGGCGGGGGUUAUGACUUAGAAUAAGCCUUAAUUGCAUUUCACGCUUCUAUGGCAAACGUCAGAAGCAAUAAAUAAUGAGGGUUGCGCAAAUGCCAAAUGCUGCGGAGUGAACUGGAAAAGUUUAUUAGAACACAUUGCCGUUUUAAAGAAAAAGUCACGCUGAAAAUUAAAGCCAGUUCCUUUUUUUUCAGGCGAUUUGAAAUUCCAUUUGUACAAUUUGAUGCCGGGUGGAUUCGACGAGAAACGAGUGCAAUUCUACGCAGCUGAAAUAACCCUAGGCCUACAACAUCUGCAUAAAGAGCGGAUAUUAUACCGAGACCUGAAGCCUGAAAAUAUUUUGUUAGACGACUACGGUUAGUGGUUAAAGAUCAAAACACAGAAAAAAAAUGGAAAAUCUUUUUUAUUGCGAUCAAAAUAUUAUUAAAUUUCAGGACAUGUACGGAUAUCAGACCUUGGCCUAGCAGUAGAACUGAAAGAAAAUGAGCCCAUCAAAGGCCGAGUUGGCACUGUCGGAUACAUGGGUAAUUUUUUAAAAGACUUUGUGACUUAACAAAAAACUGUCCAAUUACUAAAUAGAACAUUUUUCAGCUCCGGAAAUCGUCAAAAACGAGCGAUAUUCUUAUGGAGUUGAUUGGUGGGGCGUUGGAUGUCUGAUAUACGAGAUGAUCGAAGGAAAGGUGAAAUUCCUGAUAUUUUCUUCGAAACUUUGGAAAAAAAAAUUUAGGCUCCAUUCCGACAGCGAAAAGAGAAAGUGAAACGGGAAGAAGUUGAACGGCGGGUGAGAGAAGAUCAGGAAAAGUAUUCCGACAAGUUCAGUGAAGCCGCCAGAACGCUUUGCAGGUUUGACCAGCCUCAAUAGAAAAGUUAAUAGAUUUUCAGGGGAUUGUUGCACAAAGAACCGACUUUUCGACUAGGGUGCCGGAGAGUUGGAAAGCCGGAGGAAGGAGCUGAGGAAAUCAGAGCUCAUCCAUUUUUCAAUGCGCCGGAUACCAACACUGGGCGAGAAGCCGUUCCUUGGAAGAAAAUGGAGGCUGGGAAGGUUUUUUCAUCUUUAACUUCAGAUUCGAAUUGAGAAAAUUUCAAGGUUACACCUCCAUUUUGUCCGGAUCCUCGAGCAGUCUACGCCAAGGACGUGUUGGACAUCGAACAGUUUAGUACUGUGAAAGGAGUCAGAUUGGACGCUAAUGACACCCAGUUUUACGGAAAGUUCAACACUGGCUGUGUCAGCAUUCCUUGGCAAGCUGAGGUCGAGAAAUGAAUUUUUACUGUUUCAAACGAUGAAGAUUUAGAUGAUUGAGACAGAGUGCUACGCCGAGCUGAAUUUGUUGCACGAAGAAGACGGGAGUUUAGUCUGGAACCUGAGAGCCGAUGGCUUUGCGAUAGAGGACCGGCGGAACGGCACCAGUAAACCUGGGUUUUUCAGUCGCAUUUUCCGACGGAAGGUGCGCACUUUUGACUGCUGCUCUCUAUGCUGAUCAUAUCAUAUCAUGUACGAUUUAUGACUCUUCUAGUCACGCAUUUUUCACUUCUUCUCAUUGUGUUCUGGUAGUCCUUUCAAGACAGCCUUUCCACAAGAUAAUCGAUUCGAAAUUCUCACAAGCUGUUAUGAAUGGACUAAAAGUCUUCAAGUUUUUUGUUCUGCAUUGGUAAUAUUUAUUGAGUUCCUCUUCAAACUUCUACUGAGCGAUCGCUAACUUAUGAUUUUUCUGUGUUAUUUCAUCAAAGACUGUACGCCUCGAUUCUUACGAUCCGUAAAAGCUAUUUUAUGGGUUGAUUUAAAUAUUUGGAAGCUACCGGUCUUCCCUGAUGGCGAAAUUGAACUUUCUGGUCGCAUGAAGAAUGGCUCUUGACGUGGAAAUUCCCUAAAAAAUCAGAAUUUCUUGAAACUCUAUUAAACAGUUUCUCGAGUAUCAGAUAAGUUUUUUGAAGGUUUUGUAUUUUCGUGUAUUUUGUGAACAAGAAUAUCGGAAGUCUAUACAAUAGAGUUAUUUGAAAAAAAAAAUUGAAAGAAAAGCGGUCGCGCAUGUAGGUCGAGACUUUUUGAUUAUAAAAUUCACCUUUUACAUUAGAAAGUGUUUCAAAAAAUUCUGAAGUUGCAAGGGACGUCAGGUUUCAGCAAGCGGGAAGUUUCCGACGCCAAAGCGCGACAAUCGCUUUAGGUCGGGUGCAGCGUCUCGGUGCCAAUCGUGCGACCAGAAAGGGUCAUUUUAAGACAACCAAAUCUUGAAACUUGAGUUAUUUUGUUUCUCAACUAUUUUUCCGGAUCGUUAAUUUUCGUGCAAAAAAAAUACUCGGCUCUUGUUUCUUCAUUUUUUUUGUCCUAUCAAUGCCCCUCUCUCGGCUCUUAUCGUUUCAAUUGCCAAGGCACAGCUCGCUGAUAUUCAGGAACCGAACUCUGCCGCUGGCAGAAGCCAAUAGAGAUUAUGGUGGGUUUGAACAAAAGUGACGUGCCUUCAUCAAAUCGCCUAAGCGCUCAAUCGGUCCCCAACUCAAGUGUCAUAGCUAUCCUGUGUAAGUGAGAUCGUCGUUCUCUAUACUGUUUCAGUACAAAUUCAACUUCUUUUUUUUAGAACUGAGGCAAAGUUGAAAAUACCUUCAGUUUAACUCCUAAAAAAUGCUUGGUUUUCAAAAAAAAAAGUUUAAAGGAUAGUUCAAGCAUCUUCGAAAAGCUUGGGUUAUUGUUGUUUUGAUGAAAAGUUAAUGAGAAUAAUUAGAUGGAGGAUCAACGAGAAUUCUGAGAAUUUUUUUGAAAUAUAAUGCAAAGUACGCGAAAAAAAUCGAUGUUUAAAAAAAUUAGAAUAAAUUUUUCAAAAAGAGAGCUUUGAAUACGAAAAAGAAAAAAAGACUUUCACAAAAGUUAAUGGAAUAAGAGACUUUCGGUCUUUUCUCUGAAAUUUUUCCGGAUGGUGAUUGCGUACUUGACACUGUAAUCGACGACAAUGAAUGUAUUACAUUCAGCGAAAAUUUGGUUCUCCAUCAAAAAACUUUUCAAUACUUGUUCUUCAAAGUCAAAGGGGAUUUUGGCAUAGUUUUCGAGAUGGAAAUUUCCCGUCAAUUUUUUUUUAAACAAUGUCCAACAUGCUGUGCUUCCAUUUUGUCAUGCGUUUGACCACUUCUAAAAGCUUCAAAUUCACCUCGAAGUCUUCUGCUCCUAAUGUGCCCGUGUGUCAACCGCUUUGUCUCUUUCCACUGUAAAUUUUCCCGCUUUUCCAUGUUCACUCCAACUUUUUGUGUGCUUUCGCCUUCUAACUCUGUCUUCUGCGUAAAACGGCAUUUUUCAAAGUUUCUCGCGUAACUUUUUCACCUUGCUCGUUUGUUGUCGAAAUGUCUAUCCUACAGAAAACUUUUCACAAAACUACAAUAUGAGUGAAGCUCGUAGGCAUGAAGCAAUAUUUCCUCUCUACUUUCACUAUAUUUUCUGGGAUUCCGUGAUUUUUGCUUUACUUUUUUGAACCGUAGUUCGAAACUAUGCGCCUGUUUCAUAACUUCGAGUCGCACGUUGGAUUAUUCCAUUUUGACCUUUAAAAGUCAUAUAAUUCAUUCCUUGCUGGCUUGAGACCAUUUUUUUGACAGUCUGUGAAACAGUGAUACUAUUUUCGUCCUAAGCUAUCAGUGAAUGAAGAAUAGGUUGAAGAGUAACUUCUGCACGCGUAGUUACAGUUUUGGCUGGAUGUUCAUCAGUUUUGCGGGUCUUGUAGCUGGAAAAAAGAUCCAAAUUGCCUACAGGAAUUUUCCAAAGUGUUUCAAGGCGCAGCAAAAAAACUUGAAUUGUAAACGUUCAUUCAAAAAUAAAUUCCGAAGUGUUUUUUUUUCCCUUUUUUUCAAGCUGAAAAUUUUUAAAAACAACGCGAGCUGAAAUAUUCAGACAGAACUGUACCCUUUUCAAAAAAGCUUCCAUUUAAAGAUACUGAGCCGAUCGUCAACUUUUAGUCGAACAAAAUCUGUUGCUUCGUGUUGAACUAAUGUUUGAUGUCUCUUUCGAAGAUUUUGUGCUCUAGAGUUUCAUAAUGAAUUCCUCGAAUUUUGCAGAGAAUGGCGCUGACCAAGUCACUGCACGAUCUUCAUCUGACGACACUUGAAGCCGGGCCUGGGCCGUCGUCUUUCAGGCCAAAUCGGGCCGUAUCGGCCUCCGGUCGGCCUUCUAACGAAUGCGCCGAUGGCCCUUCCACUUCCAACCAUCAGCUUCCCUUCGAGUAG